Messenger RNA from Athene cunicularia (burrowing owl), 1647 nucleotides. Its product is annotated as fatty acid-binding protein, liver-like. NCBI's taxonomy places the organism in Eukaryota, Metazoa, Chordata, Aves, Strigiformes, Strigidae. Gene Ontology annotation, biological process: fatty acid transport. The transcript is spliced from 3 exons. The record is from RefSeq and is a predicted model, not a curated record. Bases 401 to 889 code for a protein of 162 amino acids. Gene Ontology annotation, cellular component: nucleus; cytosol. Gene Ontology annotation, molecular function: fatty acid binding.
AAGUUCAAGUGCCCAUAGGAGAGAAUAUUGUGAUAAUUAUGAAGUGCCUGCUGUAAGACAGUAAUUACCUCACAUCUAUUGUAAAUUAUAGCAUUUUAUCUAAGAAUUCUAUCCAAAGUACAGAAAACGUAUUAAACACAGAAUUUGUGAACAAAAAGAAAACAAAUUAAGCUAUGCAACACUUUACAACAAUUAUGAAUACCCGGGUUCAGUUACCCACAAUAAACAUAACAUCCCAAACCAGCUGGUCAAGGUAAGACUCUCCACAAAACAGAAUGAACUAGAGGUUAUGAUCAUUAAGAACAAAUAAAUGAUUAAUAAUUGUAACCUGAUGGGUUAAUAAUUAGCCAGUCAUCUCACAGUUUGAGCUGGCUCUUCCCUUUUAAUAAAUAGCAUCCGAAUGAACAGGGAGAGCCCUCACCUCCCUGCUAGCAUCACCAUCCUACACUGCGCUAUAACAUCCGCAAUGGCGUUCAACGGGACCUGGCAGGUCUAUGCUCAAGAGAACUACGAAGAGUUUCUGAAAGCUCUUGCAUUGCCAGAUGACAUUAUCAGAGUCGCCAAAGAUAUUAAGCCUGUUGUUGAAAUACAACAAAAAGGAGAUGACUUUGUUGUGACAUCAAAAACGCCCAAGCAAUCUGUAACUAAUUCAUUUACACUUGGAAAAGAAGCUGACAUUACUACUUUAAACGGCAAAAAGCUAAAGUGCACUGUGAACAUGGUAAAUGGGAAGCUUGUGUGCAAGUCAGAAAAAUUCUCUCAUGAGCAAGAAAUUAAAGGAAGUGAAAUGGUGGAGGUAAGUGUCAGAAAAUCAUGGCACAUUAAGAAAAAUACUGAAGGAAAAAGUGUUCUCUGUUGCUUAACUCUUAGUGUAGGCUCAGUACCUUAAGCAAAUCCCAGCCCCUAAAUUACUGCAUUACUUGCAGAAUUCCUUGUGGGUGCUUAAAUAUGCAGAUACAGAAUUUUAGUAUUUCAAACUAAGCACAGUUAGUGGAAAAUACUAUUAGUAAACUUUAUUAUUCCUGUUUCUUAUUAAAACCAACUGCCUUAGACAACUCUCCUUUAAACGUUGGUCAUAUAUUUAAUACAUCCUGCUCAACAAAUCUUUUUAUUAAUUACUACCCUGGGGCCAAUUCUAGGCACUGAAGUGUGAAGGGCUUUAGCUGCUGAGCAUGUUGCAGAAAGACUCCUUAUAAAUUCCUCUAGAUUACUAUAGCAGUGUUUCCACCCUUAGCUUUAUCCACAGCAUUAAAUCUGAAAAGAAAGUAAAGGCUGAGUCAAACCUGAAAAUUUAGAAUAUACUCCCUUCCACCUAAAAUUCUUCAAAGUUCUUUAGUUCUAAAUUGUUCAGUACUGGCAAAGAGCUUUUCUCUACAGAGUUAAGCUCAUUAGGCUUCUAAGAAGUGUCCACCUGGGUAAAGACUACUACAGGAAUGACAGGUAACUACAUUAAAAUUAUAUGGUUUGGACAUACAAUUUCCUAAAAUUAUUUUGAGGGUCUCAAACUACUUUUCUAACAUUAAGUAAUCAAAACACCAGUCAAAAGAACCCAUUACUAUUUGGGAAGUGGAUUUCUAUUACAGGAAGCAUAUCCUUCUGGUAGUAUCUAUGAUACCUGUUAAAACAGAGUGAUAAAAUGUAGUCGAU